GCCGAGGGUCAGCUGGAGAAGUCGAUGGUGGCGGACAACAACUCGGGGAAGAAUUUGAUGAGCAACAUCCGCACGAGCUCCGGCACAUUCCUGAGGAAGCAUCAGGAUGAAAUUGUCGCGAGAAUUGAACGCAGGAUUGCUGCUUGGACCUUCCUUCCAGAAGAAAAUGGGGAGCCUAUACAAGUGCUUCGGUAUCAAAAAGGUCAGAAGUAUGAGCCUCAUUUCGACUAUUUUCGUGACAAAUUCAAUAUAGCACGCGGAGGUCAUCGAUUUGCUACGGUGCUUAUGUACUUAUCCAAUGUUAAGAAGGGUGGUGAAACCAUCUUUCCAUCUGCAGAGGGUGCAGCUUCUCAAUACAAAGAUGAAACUUGGUCUGACUGUGCAACUGCCGGUUAUGCAGUAAAACCUGAUAAGGGCGAUGCUCUACUCUUCUUCAGCCUUCACACAGAUGCAACACUAGAUCCCAAAAGCCUGCAUGGAAGCUGCCCGGUCGUAGAAGGUGAAAAGUGGGCUGCAACAAAAUGGAUUCAUGUGAGGUCCUUUGACCAUCCAGUUAGACAAAGCUCAGUCGUAGGAUGUUCGGAUGAGGAGGAGCACUGCCCAGAAUGGGCUGCUGCAGGGGAGUGUGAAAAGAAUUAUCUAUACAUGGUAGGAAGCAAAGACUUUGAUGGAUACUGUCGUAAGAGUUGUGGGGUUUGCAAAUCUUAAGCUCUGGUUCAUACUGUAAAGCCUGAAACUUGAAUCUUACCCUAUUGAACAAUAGCAUGUCAUAUAUUUUCUAGCACACCAUCUAAUAUUUGUUAUUUCCGGAGGGCACUAUGAUCUCCAAGAAAACUGAGAAUUAUUCAGUAGAGCUUGAAGGCUGAGCAUCUAUCAUUCAUAAGA
Molecule: messenger RNA, 885 nt
Organism: Elaeis guineensis (African oil palm)
Lineage: Eukaryota; Viridiplantae; Streptophyta; Magnoliopsida; Arecales; Arecaceae
Source: RefSeq, a predicted model, not a curated record